Messenger RNA from Cajanus cajan (pigeon pea), 1841 nucleotides. Its product is annotated as GATA zinc finger protein. Lineage: Eukaryota; Viridiplantae; Streptophyta; Magnoliopsida; Fabales; Fabaceae. The record is from RefSeq and is a predicted model, not a curated record.
CAUUAAUAAGAUUUUAUACGUUAUCUUCAACCACUGGCACUUCCCAGUCUGACACUCACUCCAACCCAAAAUGGCCCAAAGCCCAGCAGCGGUCGAGCCCACUGAAGCCCGGCCCCUCGGCGGCACCGAGUACAGCUGGUGCAAGGCCGUGCCCGUGGGCACCGGCAUCACCGUCCUCGGCCUCCUCCUCUCCAAACAGCCCCAAAUCCCUCUCAUCCAAAACGCCCUCCACAAACUCCAAAAUUCCCACCCUCUCCUCCGCGCCAAGCUCCACUACGACCCCUCCAACAACACCUUCCACUUCCGAACCCCUCCCAGGCCCACCGUCCAGAUCCACCCCUUCGAUCUCCCCUCCACGGCCCAAAUCCUCCAGGCCCAAUCCAAUGACGAACCAUUCCUCGCGCUCCUGCACCACGAGAUGACCUGCCACACGUGGCGCCAUUUAUCCGACGCCGACGUCCUCCACGCCGCCGCCUAUACCAUUUCUUUCGAUCGCUUCGCCGUCAUCUUGCGCCUCCACACGGCGGCCUGCGACCGCGCCGCCGCCGUUGCCGUGCUGAGGGAGCUCCUGCGGCUGGCGGGAGGCGGCGCCGGUGAUGAGGCGGCGGAGGAGAAGGUGGGUGCGGCGAUCGAGGAUCUGAUCCCCGAAGGGAAGAUGAACAAGCCGUUCUGGGCGCGUGGGAUGGACGUGCUUGGGUACUCGCUCAACGCGCUGCGGUUUUCCAAUUUGAGUUUCGUAGAUGCGGAUUCGCCUCGGAGUUCGAGGAUAGUGAGGUUGAAAAUGAAUGUGGAUGAAACCAAGAACUUACUAGCCGGAUGCAAAUCAAGAGGGAUUAAACUUUGUGCAGCACUUGCAGCAGCUGGAAUGAUUGCUUCAUGGACCUCUAAAUCCCUUCCAGAUUAUCAAAGAGAAAAGUAUGCUGUAGUAACACUUGUUGAUUGCCGCUCACUUCUUGAUCCAGUCCUUCCCAGCAACCAUGCUGGAUUUUACCAUUCUGCCAUCCUGAACACACAUGACGUGUGUGGAGAAAACUUAUGGGAGUUGGCAAAUAGAAGCUACACAGCCUUUGAAAAUGCUAUGAAGUGCAACAAGCAUUUCACAGACAUGUCUGACCUGAACUACCUAAUGUGCAAGGCUAUUGAGAAUCCCGGUUUGACACCAUCAUCAUCACUCAGAACUGCAUUGAUCUCUGUGUUUGAAGAUCCUGUCUUUGAUGACUCGGCUGAAAUGCAUGAAGAGAUUGGAUUGGAAGACUAUAUGGGUUGUGCUUCUGCUCAUGGUGUUGGCCCAUCCAUAGCCAUAUUUGACACCAUAAGAAAUGGAAAGUUGGAUUGUGCUUGUAUAUAUCCAUCACCCCUUCAUUCAAGAGAGCAGAUGGAAGGACUAGUCGAUCAUAUGAAGAGAAUACUUGUGGAGGGUUGUAACAUUGAAAACCAACAAAUUGAACCAUAAUUCAAUUCUGAAGCUGAGCAAAUGGUCAUAAUUUCAUGAUCAAAUUCAUAAACUUCGUUGCCCUUUCAAUUUCAGUUUGUGACUCUCCUUGGUAUAUUAAAUGAUAGUAGAAAUAUAGUGCAAUUUGCAAUGAAGGAUUCAAAGCAUUUGCAAAAGUUGCUUUUACAUCAGUAUAAUACCCUUUAAAGAAAAUGCAGAGAUUCAUUUUCUACUGCCAGAUGGCCUCAAGAAAUGCAAGGUUUAUUGGUUAUUCCAGUUUUUAACUUCGACAGUAUUAAGUUAGAAUGAUGCUACUCACACGCAUUUAUACACAUAGUAUUAAGUAAGAAUGAUGCUACUCACGCAUUUAUACACAUAUAACCUAUAUAAUUUUUAUCAUUUUAUUACA